Molecule: messenger RNA, 930 nt
Organism: Trichoderma reesei QM6a
Lineage: Eukaryota; Fungi; Ascomycota; Sordariomycetes; Hypocreales; Hypocreaceae
Exons: 4
Coding region: 1-930 (309 amino acids)
Source: RefSeq, a predicted model, not a curated record
AUGGCCGCUUCGUCCUCGUCCGGCUCCUCCUUCACUUCCUCCUCUCUCGGCCGGCCGCCCACCUACAGCCGCUCCUACGUCAGCCCUGUGGACUCGACCUGGACGCAGACAACCCUAUUCCAAGACACUCCCAACGAGCGGACUGUGUAUCUUGGACCCUGGGAGGUGGUUGGGUCCGAGCAGCGACGUAUCCGCUGGCAAUGCAGUUACCAAAGCGAGCUGCUUGAACAUUUUUUGCCGUCAGAUGUACCUUCAGAUAUUCACCCUCACACCCUUCACUCUCGACAUCGCCAGUUCAAUGAUCCGCCGGACAUGGAACGCUUCCUGUCCUUCAACGACCAUCACCGCAUCAGGUAUACCACAGGUGACAGCAUCUGCGUUCACGACCAGUUCAUCCCAGUCAGGUACGAGUUUACCACCGUCGAGGCUUCCAUCCAGUUCCAGGGCGACUUGCGCAGGAAAGAUCUCGUCGACUUUUUUGACGUCGACGUGGUUUGGUCCAACCUCCAAAGCCGCACCGACAGCUUCGGCAAGGUCAAGGGAAUUGGAGCAAUUCAGAGGCUCAAGCUUUGGAGGGACCGAUAUACCACCUUCCACUCCCUGACUGUGUUGGCCAACAAGACGGACCACCAGUACCGUGAGUAUGACAUUCAUCACUUCGAGGGCGAGCUCCGGAACCGAGAUGACCGCGCAAAAACCCUCCGCCUCAACGUCCACAGCCGCCGAGGAAGCGUUCCCGAUGAAGCUCCAUCACGCCGAACCCUUCGAAUCCGACACCGGGUCCGGUCCGCCGGCCAGGCUAGUCAGACCAACUACAAGCGAUUCAUCGAGACGUGGGUCCACGCCCACAGCUCCGACCGCGAAUUCAACGGCGUCCCGUUUCCCCCGAAUCACUUCGAACUGCCUUCGCCGGAAAUCCUCCCCGGCUGA